CCCCCCGGGAUCUUCGGCGGCGACAUUUCAGGGAGGCAGAGGAGGCUCCGGAUGGCGCGUCCGCGGCCCCGCGAGUACAAGGCGGGGGACCUGGUGUUCGCCAAGAUGAAGGGCUACCCGCACUGGCCGGCCCGGAUUGAUGAACUCCCAGAGGGAGCUGUGAAGCCUCCAGCAAAUAAGUACCCAAUCUUCUUUUUUGGCACCCAUGAAACAGCAUUUCUGGGGCCCAAAGACCUUUUCCCUUAUAAAGAAUAUAAAGAUAAGUUUGGAAAGUCUAACAAAAGAAAAGGAUUUAAUGAAGGCUUGUGGGAAAUAGAAAAUAAUCCCCGAGUCAAGUUUACUGGAUACCAGGCAAUUCAGCAACAGAGCUCUUCUGAAACUGAGGGUGAAGGAGGCAAUACUGCAGAUGCCAGCAGUGAGGAGGAAGGUGAUAGAGUAGAAGAAGAUGGAAAAGGCAAAAGAAAGAAUGAAAAAGCUGGCUCAAAACGGAAAAAAUCAUACACUUCAAAGAAAUCCUCUAAGCAGUCACGGAAAUCUCCAGCAGAUGAAGAUGACAAGGACUGCAAAGAGGAAGAAAAUAAGAGUGGCUCUGAGGCUGGAGAUGCAGGCAAUGACACAAGAAACACAUCUUCAGACUUGCAGAAAACCAGUGAAGGGACUUAACCAACAUAAUGAAUACUGAAUAAUAAGGGAAACCACAAGAAGGUUACAUGUUUGAUUGUCUCGGGUUUGAUAUGAAUCAACACAUACUCAUUGUUACCAUCAAUAGAGUCCCAGUUUGUAUGUACAUUAUUCACAUUCCUCUCUGUUGUGUUUGCAAAAAAUAAGACAUUUUAGUUUUUUCUAAGGGUUAUCGAUUCAUUUUCCCAUUUGGCUGCAUGAAGUUGCCCUUAACCAUGGACUGAUGAUGGUAAUGAUGAAAAUUUUUAUGCUGAGUUGUACAUUUGGAUAUGUUUUACCAAUAGAAAGGGCAGUUGUUAUCAUCCUCCUCUUACCUCUACCCCACCCUCUCCACCACUAAAUUAAAUUCAAAUCAGCAUUUUUACAAAAGAGCCCAACAGCAUAAAGUUUAGGAAUGAUAUUCCCCCUUCAUAACAGAAUUUGGGGAUUAAUUCCUAGAGACAUAAUUGUAAAUUAUCACAAGACCAUUCUUUGUUAAUUGAUUGAUUGAAAAUGAAAGCAAAUUGUUCUUGAUUCAUGAGGCCAUGUGCAGAACAUUCAAUGUUGUAAAAUACUUAUUCCUUAUUAGAAAUAGCUAGCUGAGAGCUAAUACUUCUCAAAAAAAAUCACAUUGUUAUGUACACAAAUUCACUUAGUUUCUCUGUGUGACGUUAGUAAAAGUCUUUUGUGUUCCUUUAGAUUAAGGCAAGGACUUUUUUUUUUCCAAUACCAAUAUGACUUGAACUAAUUACUCAUGUAUCAGAUACCUUUCAUUUUUAAGCCUGUUUAUGAUACAGCAGCCCUAUGGGAAACCAAAACAAAUCACUGACUUUAAAAUACUGAAAAGGUUUAAAAAAAAAAAGGAACUUAUUCUUCUCUUUUCUUUUGGAAACAGAGCUAGACUAGUUAAUAAUCAUUCCAGAACCAUUAUGUGUACAUUAUUGUUGCAAUUGUGAUAAUAGAAAAUUUUAUUUAUUUUUAUGCCAGCUAAUAUUGUGAGAACAUAUUUAGUCAGUUUGGUUUUUCAAUCCUUGUUAUGCUUGUCCUUGGAACAUCUUUCCCGUAUUCAAGGUUUGUAGUUGAAAAGUUUACUGUAAAAAAAAAUCAAAAACAAAAAAAAUGUAUUGUUUUUACAGAAUAAAUUUAUUGGAAUGUGUAAGUAUUGGGAGUAAGAAUUGAGGUUGUAAGCAACUAAGCUAGUGUCAUUUGGCUUCAUACAUGUAAUAAUGUGAGGUAUUAAUGUAACUCAAGUAUUAAAGCAAAAUAUUGUUAACAAGAAGUUGACAAUAGAACUAAGUGCAGGUGAGGUUUUUUGUACGUUUUCUGGGUUAUAGGGUUACUAGUUUACUUACAACAUAUUCACACUAGUUUUGAAAAUACUGAAAAAAAAUGGAUGCAUGACCUGCAUGUGUAAGAUAUUACCACAGCAAAUGCACUCUUAGUUUCAUAUAUCUGUCACCACACAUGUGCUCUGAUUGGAUCCUAUUUUCUUUUGGUUUUCUUAUUCUGCUUAAAAGGCUGGAGGGUGGUUCUGGAGGGGUGAGGAGAGUGGUUAUAUAAAGAAGAGAGUUAAAGGAAGGAGAAAUACCAAUGGUAAAUCAGGAACACAGUAGUGAUGGUGGGGACUAGGAGGUAUGAUGUAAUCAUUAACCAGAUACUCAAAUGGAGAUUCUUUACCAUAUAUUGGUCUAGAUCCUUUUUCUCAUUAAUAAAAAAUUGGAUUUCUUUACUAGACUUACAUAGACACUUUAAGAAUACAAAACAGAAAAGAUUUCAGAGGAAGUACAUAAGGAAGGUAUCUCAAGUUUCUUUAAGAGCUUUUUAUCACUUCCCACUUUUAAUUAAGGUACAUUAAAAAUUAAAAUCCAUCAGAAAUGUCACUUAAUUAUAGAAUAUGCUCACACUGAAACAUAAAUGUGGUAUAGAUAAUAAUUGUAAUAAAAAAUACAAACUUAAGAAAUUUAAAAAGAAACAAAAGUGAGUACUAUGGAUAACUGACCAUGUUUGGCAGAAAUACGUGAAAUGUUUGCAAUAAAAACUGAAGAGAUUUUCUUUUCA
Vombatus ursinus (common wombat) is the source of this 2718-nucleotide messenger RNA. RefSeq names its product HDGF like 3 (gene HDGFL3). The coding region runs from base 52 to 663 and encodes 203 amino acids. Lineage: Eukaryota; Metazoa; Chordata; Mammalia; Diprotodontia; Vombatidae. Gene Ontology annotation, biological process: regulation of transcription by RNA polymerase II. Gene Ontology annotation, molecular function: double-stranded DNA binding; transcription coregulator activity. The record is from RefSeq and is a predicted model, not a curated record. The transcript is spliced from 6 exons. Gene Ontology annotation, cellular component: nucleus.